AUGAACAAAAUAAACGAACCUCAAUAUGGGGAUCCAAAUGUAGAUCCAGUUGUAGACCCAAUUGUAGAUCCAAUUGUAGAUCCAAAUGUAGAUCCACUUGUAGACCCAAAUGUGCCUCCUUUUCUUUUUCCAUUCUCCUUCCCGGAAUUAUUUCAAAAAAAAUACAUUUCGGCGCGACUCUCCGUUGCCAUGCACAAAACGGGCGUAUCCAUGACGAAAAAGCCAACGUUCUAUGCUCGUAUCGGAAAAAGAAUGUUCACCGGAAAUGAGGAAAAGAGCCCAUUCGACGAAGUCAUAAUAACAGGUUUGGGCAGCGCCACCAAAAUUGCAAUUGGUGCAGCGUCCAUAAUGGAAAAGGAAGACGUAGGGCAAAUCACCAAAAUUCAAACCGCCUACUUUAGCUCGGAUCGGAUAAACAGGCGGAUACCCAAAAUAACGAUCGUUCUGAAGAAGCACCCAGAUUUUGUCCCCAACUAA
Molecule: messenger RNA, 477 nt
Organism: Plasmodium inui San Antonio 1
Lineage: Eukaryota; Apicomplexa; Aconoidasida; Haemosporida; Plasmodiidae
Exons: 3
Coding region: 1-477 (158 amino acids)
Molecular function (GO): nucleic acid binding
Source: RefSeq, a predicted model, not a curated record